Metarhizium album ARSEF 1941 is the source of this 327-nucleotide messenger RNA. Its product is annotated as microtubule-associated protein. The transcript is spliced from 2 exons. Lineage: Eukaryota; Fungi; Ascomycota; Sordariomycetes; Hypocreales; Clavicipitaceae. Gene Ontology annotation, cellular component: autophagosome; cytosol; fungal-type vacuole membrane. The record is from RefSeq and is a predicted model, not a curated record. Gene Ontology annotation, molecular function: phosphatidylethanolamine binding. Gene Ontology annotation, biological process: cellular response to nitrogen starvation; macroautophagy. The coding region runs from base 1 to 327 and encodes 108 amino acids.
AUGCGAAGCAAGUUCAAGGACGAACACCCUUUCGAAAAGCGCAAGGCUGAGGCCGAGCGCAUUCGCCAGAAAUACGCGGAUCGCAUUCCAGUCAUAUGCGAAAAGGUGGAGAAGAGCGACAUCGCCACCAUCGACAAGAAGAAAUAUCUUGUGCCAUCAGAUUUGACAGUCGGGCAGUUCGUGUAUGUCAUUCGCAAGAGAAUCAAGCUGUCGCCAGAGAAGGCAAUCUUUAUCUUCGUCGAUGAGGUGCUACCGCCAACUGCAGCUCUUAUGAGCAGCAUUUAUGAGGAGCACAAGGAUGAAGACGGGUAUGCGCCCCAGUGCUAA